UUGAUUACCAUAGCAAGCAACAUACCAUACCAUACCAGGAAGAGGAUGAGGAUGAGGAGGGCGUCGUCGUCGUCGGCACUCCUUUGCACCGCCCUGCUCCUCCUCUCCCUGCUUCUGUGCUUCCAGCAGGCGAGCGCCCACGGCGGGAUCGACGACGGAGACGACGAGGACGCCACGCCGCCGCCGGCCGACUCCUCGGUCGGCCUGCGCUCCAAGGGCCUCAUCGCCGUCAAGGUGUGGUGCCUGGUCAUCCUGUUUGUCUUCACCUUCCUCGGCGGCGUGUCACCCUACUUCUACCGCUGGAACGAGGCCUUCCUCCUCCUGGGCACGCAGUUCGCCGCCGGCGUGUUCCUGGGCACGGCGCUCAUGCACUUCCUCGCAGACUCCGCCAGCACCUUCCACGGCCUCACCAAGAACCACUACCCCUUCGCAUACAUGCUCGCCUGCGUCGGCUUCCUGCUCACCAUGCUCGCCGACUGCGUCAUCGCCGCCGUCACCAACAGAGGCCGCGACCGCGACAGGGUCAUCAGCGAGGAAGAAGAUGCCCAGGCCGCCCAGCAUCGCAAGGGACGACGCGGCGGCGGCGCAGCGCAGCACCACCCGGUGUUCGUCCGGACGUCGUCCUUCGAGGACGCCAUCUUGCUCAUCUUCGCGCUCUGCUUCCACUCCGUCUUCGAAAGGGAUCGGCCAUAG
Molecule: messenger RNA, 693 nt
Organism: Setaria italica (foxtail millet)
Lineage: Eukaryota; Viridiplantae; Streptophyta; Magnoliopsida; Poales; Poaceae
Product: zinc transporter 1-like
Biological process (GO): zinc ion transmembrane transport
Cellular component (GO): membrane
Molecular function (GO): zinc ion transmembrane transporter activity
Source: RefSeq, a predicted model, not a curated record